ACACCGUCAUGGGCUCCAUCGACCGUGAUAGUGUGGUCGUAUCACGUGCCUAGCACCGAGGCGGGAUCCAACUCGGGAGAUUUUCCGCAAGAGGGGAAACACGACGUAUAUUGCCGUGAGCAGGGUUCUUCGAGGCUCUCCCGUUUCCAACACCCAUUUAUUGUUCCGCCGUUACUUGGUCAACUCAUUUCAUGACUUUUUCAGGACCGUUCGGUAAAAUUUUCUUACAGCUUUCUUCAUUUCACAGGGUCGUUUAAUAUAUAUUAUCACAAUUAGACAAAAUACGAAACAUAUCCAUAAUAUUCGUUGGGACGCGAUCAUUUCUUUUUCUUAAGAGAUUUUUCAGAGAUAACUUCAACAUGAUUCAAACUGACAAUUAUAAAUGUGCUGCUAUAAACUCAAUCGAGACCUCGAAAACAAUACAAUUUAGUCAAGCGGCGUUUUAAAUUAAAAGUUUCGUGACUUCCAGCUCCGUUACUGUUUAUUUCGUGAAUUUUUUUGUGACUUUCUUGACCAGUUCUCGAGUUUCUUUAAUUUUUCGUCACCUGCGUGACUUUCGAGUCCUGUAGACAUCCUGUCCUCAAUUUCUAUCUAGUGUUACCAACAGACGAGACUUUUAAGCCACAGUUCAAUCCUUCAUUCACGUAAGGUCGCGCCAUUUGGAACACUGGUUUAGAAUUCACGUCCGGUAAUAAUGUCCGGUAAUAGUGUGUCCGCAAAGUAAUGGCACGUGCUGGGGUGGUUCCGGCCGCCCAGCGCGGAUCCUCUCGCAGCUGGAGAGAAGGUGGCGUGAGAAAGAGAAAGAGAGAGCAGGGACAACAAUGAGGCCGCAGUGGAAGGGGGCCGGCGAGCAGCGACGGAGCCCGCCAGUCUGCCAGUGUGUGGCAUGGACCGGUGAGACAUGGACCUCGCCGUCAUCGCGUCGCUCCUGCUUCUGGCACAGCUGCUGAGCCCCGCGGGCGGCCGGGUGCGCAUCAAGAAGGUGCGCGCGCCGUCGGUGAGCGAGCUGGGGGCGGAGUCGCGCCAGGACCUGGACGACAGGAACAUCGCCAAGCCGGAGAGCAGCACGCCGCCCGGCUUCCUCAGCCCCUCCGUCAAGGAGUACCUGCAGCUCGGCAAGUCCAUACCGGGACGACCGGGCACGGACUACCCGGUACUGCACAGCGUUCCCUACACGAACUUCUACUGCGACGAGCAGCCGUACCCAGGCUUCUUCGCCGACGUGGAGACCCGCUGCCAAGGGUGGCACUACUGCGACCUGGACGGCCGCCAGGCCACCUUCCUCUGCCCCAACGGCACGCAGUUCUCGCAGGCGGUGUUCGUGUGCGACUGGUGGUUCAACGUGCGCUGCGAGCUCAGCCCGGCGCUGUACCCCAUCAACAAGCGGCUGUACGGUACGCCGACGGCCGAGGAUCCGGCACGCUCGCAUCGCGCCAUCACGCGCGAGCUGCUCGAGAACAUCUUCGUGUAGCCCGAGGAGGUCAUCCUCUUUUCCCAAGGAAGAUAAAACCCUCAUUGUCCAAGGAAGAUGAAACCCUCAUUGUCCAAGGAAUAUGAAACCCUCAUUGCCCAAGGAAUAUGAAACCCUCUUUGCCCAAGGAAGACGUAAUCCUCAUUGCCCAAGUAAGACGUAAUCCUCCUUGCCCAAAGAAGAUAUAAUCCUCCUUGGUGUAGCCACCGCUUCCCCCGGUGCCACAAACCAGACUAAUGAUGGGCAACGACUGAUUGUCUUUAAGUACACAGAGCCAACAUUAGCUUACGAUUUGCCAACAAAUCCGUUCAAUUCACCUCGUGUAAACAAUGUAAUGUGUAACUGUUCACAGAUGGUAAUCCAACAGACAUAAGUUUAAAAGUAAAGCAGUAAUUUGACCUAGGACAAAUCGUGAGGGUUACUGGAAAAAAGUUGGUAAUCAACAUAAGUAGGUACGAUUAUUCUGCAGUCGACAAUCACCAGAUUUAAAGAAUCACACAUCAAUUUUCCUCCAAAAACACGAUAUCCAAAUCUACUAAUAAUGAACUAUCAAAAAGUUACUGCAUAGUACAAAGUUCUGUGAGGUUUGAUAGCCUGAACGACCCGAAAGCUACAUCCGUCAUUAGUCACGCUUUACGACUGUUCCAUUGGCAAAUAAGUCAUUCAAUGUUCAGAAUUAGUUGCAUACCUCACGCCACAAGUCCAAUUUACAAUCUAAACAGCGCAAUGAUUUGUAUCCAUUCCAUUUUCAGCCAAAAUUUUGUAGAUGCCACUAACGUACUCACUUUAAAUAUAAAACUUUUAAAAGCUUGCAAAUCGAUGACAAUCAAACAUGAAUCUAUUUUAACUGAUGCCAGCAGCAUUCGCAAUGAUCGUUUUAAAAGCUUGGUAUUUGUAGAGUACUAAAAAUACAAAUACAUACUUACAGAUUUCUAAAAACAACCAUUUCAAAAUUACAUCCUUAAAAUAACUUAAAAAUGGGUCAAUAACCAAUAACUCCCCCCCCCCCCCCAAUAUUUAAAGAUAAUUGUCAGUAAAGGUACUGUGUUUACAUUUUUCGACUUGACACAUAAAAUAAUAAAUAGCUAUCAACAUUUUGCUCGACAGCUUUGAUAUAAACUUAAAUGUUAUAUAUGUAACAGCUGAAAAAAUUGAUUACACCAUCAGGGCGAUGUAAAAGCUAAAAAUAAACUAUUCAAAAUAGGUGGACUCCAAAUAAAGUCCCAAGAUAGGCCUAUGCCAGAGCCAUCAACGAACGUUAAUAAAAAAUAUUUGAGUGUUAUAACUAGCAAAAAACAAAUUAGGCAGCGAACAUUGAUCUCAAAUAUCACUACUGGUUCAAUUACAAUCGAUACCAAGUCAUGUGUAAGUGUAAUGCCACAGUCAUAGUCAAAAUGGACCACAGAGGCGAUGACACACCGACGCGAGGUUCUUUUUAGAUGCAAUGGAAAAAAUAUCUCCCUAAACUAAAACAUAAUGUUGUAGUAGCCAGCCGAAAAAAAAACGCACAGGUUCCAAAAGAAAAAAAAGUAAAUAAGUAUUAUUACAAGCAACAUCAAAUCUAAACGAAAAAAUUAAAAUAAUACUGUCUGUCAUAACAAAUGUGCCUUUGCUACCAAAAAAAAGUUCCGCCUGUAGUAAACAUGUUUAAAAAACACCUGUACUCAUAUAUAAAAAAAUUACAUUUAACAUUUUGAAAUACCAUUCAGUUUACUUGUACACCACAGCGAUGUGGAAACAAACUUAAGCUAAAACCCACUCCACUACCUUUAAAACAAAUACAAAAUAUUUAUAUUAAAAAAAAAGAGCAACCGUUUACUACUUUACUGUUUGUGGUAACUUGUAUUUAUUUCACAUGAUCUGAAACAUCGUUUCAUUUAAAUACAUUUUUUUUUAACUUAAUUUCUUAAGAUUUAAGUUGAAAUUUAACAUCCCGUAUCAGUGUUACAUCAUGAACACAGCAGUUUCACAUCCCUCUCUAGGAUCUUCUUUCAGUGUAUAAUGAUGUUAAAAUACGAAAUAACAAGUAACAAGUCCUAAAGUUAACUUUUGUUAAUAUCCCCGCAUAAACUUAAGUAAAUGUUGCGCGACUGCGGGCAGAGAUAUGAGAGAGACAAACGGAUUCUGAAUGUUAGAAAUAGCAAGAACUCAGUGGAAGGCAAAUAUGCUGUGAAAUAAAUUCCCUGCAACAUUUAUCAUCUUUAAAAGUAAAUUAAUAUCCAAGGCAUCAAUGACAAACUGUCGCCACCGAGGACUAUGUCUUCCUACACGGCUACGGAUGUCAUCACCAGGUAAUAUUGCCGGGCCAGCAGUAUUAUUAAAUCUGUUAAGUCUGAACAAUCUCGUAAGGUUAUACUGAAAAACCGCGUGUGUGUGCGGCGCACUAGAUUAAGUAAUUAAAAAAAGAGAGAAAUGAACUGAAGUUUAAAGGUUUUUUUUUAUAAAAUAAACUAAUUAAAAUCC
Bacillus rossius redtenbacheri is the source of this 3934-nucleotide messenger RNA. RefSeq lists its product as uncharacterized. The transcript is spliced from 3 exons. Lineage: Eukaryota; Metazoa; Arthropoda; Insecta; Phasmatodea; Bacillidae. Gene Ontology annotation, cellular component: extracellular region. The coding region runs from base 902 to 1471 and encodes 189 amino acids. The record is from RefSeq and is a predicted model, not a curated record. Gene Ontology annotation, molecular function: chitin binding.